Messenger RNA from Fonsecaea nubica, 2217 nucleotides. RefSeq lists its product as hypothetical. Lineage: Eukaryota; Fungi; Ascomycota; Eurotiomycetes; Chaetothyriales; Herpotrichiellaceae. The transcript has 4 exons. The record is from RefSeq and is a predicted model, not a curated record. Gene Ontology annotation, molecular function: ATP binding; ATP-dependent chromatin remodeler activity. The coding region runs from base 1 to 2217 and encodes 738 amino acids.
AUGGCGUCAGAGAGUCGCAGGCUCCCUAUCCAGGUUGAAGCUAUCAUCCAACAGAUAAAUGACAUCCAUGUCCACUCAAACAAUUAUAUUAUCACCACCGAUCAGUUGGAAGUGUGGACCCGCAGAUACACCGAAGACCUUCGACCCGGCACUUAUCUCGUAGGUACCGCACAGGAGGAGGAAGAGCUCGCAAGCCACGGCAAUACCCGGAAUAUCCACGGCGCCGAAUUCGCUGCACCCCCCACCUUCGGAUUUCCAGACAUGGAUGUCGACGAGGAGGAAGAAGAUAUCCAGGACGAACCCAUGGUCGACCUACAUCCCGCGGCCGACGACACUUUCGAAGACGAGGAUAUCCUCAUCCGUGGAACUUCUGAUCGCAGGCUUUGGGUAAACGGCGAAGUGUGGCACGUUGCAGAGUAUUUGGGCAAGCAUUGGGUGGAUAUGAUUAUGCAAAUGCACUCGAUCAAGCCCCUUCCAACACCUGUUGGCAUGGUGGUCAAACCAUAUGACUAUCAAUUGAAAGGCGCGGCUCAAAUGGACUGGUGUUUGGAAGGGCCAUUCAAAUUCUUCUUUCUCGGUGAUCGUAUGGGAAUGGGUAAAACGCUGACAACCACGCUUGCAUUGUGGAUGAGAAAAGACGAGCCUGGAAUGUCUCUGGUUGUGGCACCUGCCAGCGUCUGUGCACAAUGGGUUAGAGAUAUCCAUCGAUACUUUGACGAGGAAUAUGGUCUUCGCGCAUAUUGGCUGACUGACUCACGAAUUUCUGCCACUUGGCUCCUUUCGCAGGGCUACGACAUCAUUGUGGUCACAUACGAGUUUCUGGAAGCAUCCUCAAGGUCAAUCAGAACGUUCCAGUCCCGCAUCGAAGCCCACGUUAAUGCGGUACGAGAUGGACGAAAGCGCUCACAAUUACCCAAGCGGCCCACUUCAGCACUGUUCUCUCCCCUGCAUGUAACGAUACAGCGCCCAAUCAAGCGCACUGUCUUUGACGAGGCACAAUGUAUUAGUAAACGUUCUGGGAAAAGACAUCAAGCCGUCAAACUACUUCCGACAACUUCAAUAGUGUGCCUCUCCGGUACGGCAGCGCAUAAUAAAUGGACGGCAUUCAGUGGAUACACUGAUUACGUGAAGGGAAUCCCCUGGAAAACUCAUGCUGACUUUAUGCGUACUUUUUGCGGCACCAAUGCUGAUGAAAACUAUCCUGGUAUCAUCGAAACGAGACUUCUCCAGCGGUUCCUCCAGGAGUUCCUGGUUGCUCGUCCUUUAGACGCCUUUGCCGCAUCAAGGUUACAUGGCCUACGGUGCUGGUCUUUCCGCUUUCAACUGGAUCAGUUCGAUGUCAAUUUAGUUGCAGCAUUCACAAAGAAGUACAAAGAAGAGAGUGCCAGAGCUGCACAGGGGGGCCAAGAUUACUCUGGUCAGAAAAGGAAAGGCAACCAUGAUUCAAAGAGUCGAGCUAUGGUCUACGCUGCUAAGGCUCGCGCAGCUGCUGCGCAUCCUCUACUUCUCGCGGAAAUACCCAAUGGGAACAAGAAGAUGAAGAAGAUGAAGAAGCCUAGAGAUACAUCUAACAAUGACAAAACCAACAACAAGACGCCCGUGCUAGGGAAACGGACAAUCACAAGCGAGGAUAUCGAUCAAAACGAGCGAGCACUCUGGCUGGAACUCGUGAAAAGAGACCAGUUCCUGGAGCAAUGCUCAGCCCGUGUUCGAGCAGCCUUGACCACGUACGACUGGUUUCGUCAACAAUAUCCAACGGAGAAGAUCGCUAUAUGCUCGACCUCCCUCAAGUUGCUCGACAUCGUGGCAGAGGUUCUCAGAAGAAAAUACGGAAUCGACGCGGUCCGAUUCGAUGGUUCCAUCCCCCCCCUCAAGCGAACAUUCAUCUUGCGGAAACUGGAUACUGAACCACCAUGCGUCCCUUUGCUGAUUACUGCAGGCUCGGGGGCUUACGGUAUCAACAUUGUCAGCGUUUCUUGUAUCAUUCAGAUGGAACCCUGGUGGAAUAUCAACAACGAAGAGCAGUUGGUUUGCCGUGCUUACCGCAUCAAUCAACAAUCAGAGGUCAAAUACAUCCGUUUGGAGGCAGAGAACAGUGAAAUAGAUCAGGAAAUUAUGCGUGUGCAGCUGAGAAAGAAGGCUAUCAACGAUCGUUUGAUGGCGCCGUUGGUCCAUCGACACGAUGAACAGCCGAGGAUUUUGGAUCUCCUUCUCUGA